CAAGAAUCACGAAGAAAGCUAGACAAUUUUAGGGGUAAAACUGUGGUCUCAACAGGAGGAGGAAGUAGCCUGGGUUUCCUUGUAGUGCUUAUUUCCCCGAAAAUCUAAAGAAAGGAGUGUCUGGCAAGGGAGUAGGGGCUCCGGAGGGAGAGAUUGUGGACGGUUUCUGGAUGGACACAUGGGCACAAAGAAAGUAAGGAAAUAGAUGGAGACAAUGCGUAGUUGUUUAGUAUGUUGCAUACAGAGCAGAGGGAAUGCUGACAGAAAUCCGGCGAUGCCUGGGGAGGGUUUACUUGCCCAAAACACCGUGCUUCCGUUCUUGCCUCCAUGAAUCAUCAUACCUAGUGAGAUGUAUGUUAUGUGUUUCCUUGUAAACAUGGUGGUCACAGUUUCGAGUUACCAUUUUUCCUCCAUUUUUUUGAAUGCUGGUAUAGGUGAUGCAUGCAUUGCCCUUCAUGUUUAUCGCUAUCUGGGUUUGUGUAUCUGGUCGUGGUAGCGACAAACAAUUAAGGCAGCGCAUACAUGAUGUGCCGCAGAUUUUUAAGGAAACAUGUUAACUCGAGAUUGUGUCAUUCAUAUUUAGAAAGAAACACAGAGAAAAAUACUUUUGGAACAACAUACAUCUGAAAGGAAGCACAAUCUUUUGGGGCUUUGAAAGCAGACAUUGCCGGAUUUUUGCCAGCCUCCUCACCUCUGUAUCCGACAUACUAGAGCAACUUCGUAUUGCCUCGGAUCGAUCUAUUUGCUUAGAUUCUCCGGUGUUCUUGGGUCGUCCCAAAAGAAAACAAUCUGUCCAUCCCGAGCAGUAUAAAAAACGAGACCAGGCGCUACUUCCUCCUCCCGUUUAGAGCAGGGUUUUACCCCCCAAAUUUCUAGCUUUCUUGGCGUUUCUUGUGAAGCUUUCCUGUGGAGACUGAUUUCUCACGCUCCUCGUUUCUUAGUAGAAACGUCUGAAGAGGAAGAUGAAUGCCGAGCAGAGCAACGGGAAGGAGAAGAUGCAUCCCAGGGAAUCAACACCGGAGGAAUCUCUGGUGCACACCUGCAAGAGGCCCCGGCCGCCGGUUUCAGAUCCCAAGCCCCAAGAUGUCCCGGAACAGCAGAACCCUCAUGGUUACUGGAAAAUGAGGGAUAAAAAGGGAUGGGAGCAUUGCAUAAUGAUUGACGAAAACAGACAGCACUGGAAGUGCAAGUACUGCUACAUGGUCGGGUACAGCGGCGGCGUAUCGAAACUGAAGCGACAUCUUAUUGGUUAUAGAGGGGUGAAGAAGUGCCCAGCAGUUCCAGCGCAGGUUUGUGUUGAGAUAAAACAUCUGAUGGACGCUAAGAAAGAGAGACGACAGAAGCUGGCUGCACUGAAAGGUGGUAACAAUGUGGAAAGCAGGAGCUUUUCUGGUGAUGACAAGGAUAAGAUGGAUCUCCUGGCCCCUGAUUCAGAUGCACUGACAGGAGUGAACACCCAUUUUCUUGAAGAAGCUACUAACGAAACAAAUGCUGAACUCCAGAAUCAUGUGCAGGAGAGAGCUAUCGUGACCAGCUCUGAACGCAAGGACUUGGUUGUGCCAUCAACCUCAUAUGGCUUAAUCUCUGAUGUUCAGAUGAUCUGCAGUCCCACAUUAAAGAAAUCAGUAGAAGGUCCCAUGGUGCUGGCCCAUGAGGAAACGAGCUGCUCUCAUGGGAAUAUUGUGGCCAGCAAGAAGCCCGAAGUUUGCAAGCCUCCAACUUACCUAGAAUCUGUCAGUGAAGAGGAACAAGCAGAAAGCUCAAGAGCAAUUGGGGUUUCAGGUACGAAGCCCACCGAGGUCCUCACCCUGUCAAAUAUUUCUACCACUGGAUGCUGCAAGAUAUGUGGAGGCUCCGAAGAAUACAACAAAAGAUUCCUUGUUUGUGGCGACACACUCUGUGGGUCAAAGUACUAUCAUAUCCGGUGCUUGAAUUUCAAUCAAAUUGCAAGCGAUGCAAAGAGGGACAAACCAUGUUGGUACUGCCCUUCGUGCCUUUGCCGGGUUUGCCACUCUAACACGGAUGAUGAUCAGAUCAUCCUUUGUGAUGACUGUGAUGAGGGAUACCACUUAUACUGCUUGACACCUCCCUACACAUCAGUACCUGAGGGAGAAUGGUAUUGCCCAUUCUGCACCAUGGAGAGAGAAAGGGAGGGAACAGAGUAUGGGAAAAUAUUGCUCAAACUACACAGAAAGGAUGAUCCAAUGACAUGAGUUGUGGAUCUGAUACUUUCUGCCGCGGAGGAGCUAAGCGCACAGGAGCAGUCAACAAAGUAGGAAGUUUGGGGAUUCUGGGUGAGGUCAUAUUUGAAGUACUUGUGGAUGUAAUUUCAGUGGUUGCCAGUACAAUAUUAUCUCCUCAGCUUGAUAUUGUUAUCUGAUCUUAUAUACUUGCAUGUACUAUUUGUGGAUGUUUUCCCCCAUACAGAAAGCAUCAUCUUGUCCA
Molecule: messenger RNA, 2445 nt
Organism: Brachypodium distachyon (stiff brome)
Lineage: Eukaryota; Viridiplantae; Streptophyta; Magnoliopsida; Poales; Poaceae
Product: PHD finger protein 21B
Exons: 4
Coding region: 963-2213 (416 amino acids)
Molecular function (GO): DNA binding
Source: RefSeq, a predicted model, not a curated record